This is a messenger RNA of Sphaeroforma arctica JP610, 360 nucleotides long. RefSeq lists its product as hypothetical. The coding region runs from base 1 to 360 and encodes 119 amino acids. Gene Ontology annotation, cellular component: GID complex; extrinsic component of membrane. The transcript has 3 exons. The record is from RefSeq and is a predicted model, not a curated record. Gene Ontology annotation, biological process: negative regulation of gluconeogenesis; protein targeting to vacuole; protein catabolic process in the vacuole. Lineage: Eukaryota; Ichthyosporea; Ichthyophonida.
AUGCCCAUAAGUACACUUGAUUAUCCGCUAUUGACCACUUUCUUCGAGGCUGAGAUUGUGGGAAGAAAAUACUCAUUUUUGACCAACAAAUGGGAGGCAGACGAAGCAGUGGAUCGUCAACACUGGGGAAAAUUCUCGUCGUGUGAGAAGUUUGCAGAUAAACUUACUGACAAGGGCUUUCGUUAUGACUGUGCGCGCGAGGACAACAUAUACAUGCGUUGGAAGGAGCAUUUCUUAGUGCCCGACCACAAAGUGCGAUCCAUAGCGGGGGCCAGUUUUGCGGGGUUCUACUAUAUCUGCUACCAACGAUCAACGGACACCAUUGAAGGCUUUUACUACCACAAGAAAUCGGACUGGUAA